AUGAUAGCAAGAUGUGCCGAUGUCCGCGUGAGAUGUCCAGCCGGUCGUCAUUGUGAAGAUACCCCGACAGGAAUCACCUGCGCUCCUGAUCCAGGUGAUGUAUGCUUAAGGCCGGAGGAGUGCCCUCAACGGCAAGGAAUGGCGACUAGCACAAGAAGCUACGUUGACGAACCUUUUACUCCAACCCCUUCCGGUUGCGAUCUGUUUUUGGUACGAAUCUUGUGCAUACCUGGAUAUCACUGUGAAGUGAUUGGUGGCGCACCAACAUGCGUACCUGACCGGUCACCACCGUCAGAGCAAUUAGCGUGUGCAAGACUGAAUUGUCCUGCCAAUCAGCACUGCGAGUUUUAUGAAGGUGGAGUUGUGGAGUGCGCCCCGAACCCAGGACCUUGUGCGGGAGUUUCCUGCGUUAAUAGUACCUGCGUUGAAUACGGCAACACAAUUGGAUGCUUCAAUACAAAUUGUGGCCAAAAUGAGGAAUUCAGAUCAUGCGCCACAUGCGAGCCGACCUGUGGCCUAGCAGUGCCUUGCGUUCCCAUUUGCCUAACACCAGCAUGUCAGUGUAUCACUGGUUACGUACGUGAUCAAGGAAAGUGUAUCGAAGGCAGCACUUGCCCACGCGUGAAGACAUAA
Cylicocyclus nassatus is the source of this 633-nucleotide messenger RNA. NCBI's taxonomy places the organism in Eukaryota, Metazoa, Nematoda, Chromadorea, Rhabditida, Strongylidae. The record is from the annotation of a GenBank genome assembly.